AUGCAUCUCCCAAACAGAAGUAUCCAGAGUGUCAACAUAGUCUUCUCCUCUGGGGCCAUACUCAUGUUGGUGGUAGGAUUAAUCAUGGAAAACUGGGUGGAACUGAUUCCCAAAAUAAGAAAGGAUAAGACUACCCACAGUCCAUGGCUGGGUUGCUGUCCUGCUUUUUGGCCUGAAGAUAACCUGGGGACGAUCAGUAGCAUGAUGAGGAUGAGUCUCAACAUAUCCAUCUAUCUUAAUUUGAUCUUAGGUCUGCAAUUCACCUCUAUGAUUUCUCAAAAUAAGUGUGUGCACCUCCUAAUUGGUUUCCUGAGUUUCUUCACAGGUUGCCUUUUGUUCUACGCAAUCACUGUGUAUCAUCACAAGCUAAAUAAAGGUCAACAAACAUACUUUGUUACUUACAAGGUCAAAAGGAUCGCUUUCACUGUCUACUUAGCCAUCGCACUCUUCCUUACCUGUGGUACCUUCUGUUUCAUGCAGUGCACAGACAAAUGUGCCUGCCUGAAAUUCUGUAUACCAUCCAGCGAAGUCAGUAGAAGAAGGCUGUCUGGGAGUUCAAUCCAAGUGAUUUCACUUCCAGAGCGCACCACAAUGCCUCGGAGCAUUGUCCAUGUGCACUCCAUGACCUCAAAGGAUGAUACCCUGAACAGACCACAUGUACAAUCACGUCGUGUAACCUGGGCUCUAUGA
Molecule: messenger RNA, 690 nt
Organism: Peromyscus californicus insignis
Lineage: Eukaryota; Metazoa; Chordata; Mammalia; Rodentia; Cricetidae
Gene: Tmem225
Product: transmembrane protein 225
Exons: 4
Coding region: 1-690 (229 amino acids)
Biological process (GO): negative regulation of phosphatase activity
Source: RefSeq, a predicted model, not a curated record